This is a messenger RNA of Drosophila montana, 1575 nucleotides long. Its product is annotated as putative inorganic phosphate cotransporter. Gene Ontology annotation, cellular component: membrane. Gene Ontology annotation, biological process: transmembrane transport; monoatomic anion transport. The record is from RefSeq and is a predicted model, not a curated record. Gene Ontology annotation, molecular function: transmembrane transporter activity. The transcript is spliced from 4 exons. Lineage: Eukaryota; Metazoa; Arthropoda; Insecta; Diptera; Drosophilidae. Bases 92 to 1498 code for a protein of 468 amino acids.
GUUAGUGAAAAUAUCUCGUGGAGUGCGGUAAUGCAACGCACAGAAGACUCAACAUAAAAAGGACCAAGUGGCAGGCAAAAGCAGCAACAAAAUGGUGAAGAAUCGCCGUUUCGAAAAUGAAUCUUCUGGAUUUGGAAUACGUCACUUGCAAAUCUUUCUGCUCUUCUGCGCUCUUACCGUGGGCUUCGCCAUGCGGGUUAACCUGUCCGUAGCAGUUGUGGCCAUGGCCGAGUUUCCCGAAUACAACUGGUCGGAGAAGACAAAAUCUCUGGUGCUGAGCAGUUUCUUUUGGGGCUAUGUGAUCACCCAGGUGCCAGCUGGUCCUCUGGCACGUAGGUUUGGCGGCAAGGUUACAAUUCUAACCGGCUUGUCCAUCUGCUCCGUGCUGACUAUUCUAACGCCACUCUGCGCCAGGCUGGGAGGCUGGCAGCUGCUCUGCGCGGUGCGUUUGCUCGAGGGCGUUUGCCAAGGAUUGCUCUUUCCCUCCACCCAUACGGUUAUUUCCGCUUGGGUGCCACCCAAGGAGCGCGCAUCUUUGGGCAACUUUACCUAUGCAGGCAAUCAGUUUGGCACCAUCAUAAUGUUGGCCACCAGUGGCCUACUGGCCUCCAUUGGCGGUUGGCCCAGCAUCUUCUAUGCAUCCGGGUCCGUGGGCUGCAUUUGGUCAGCCGUCUAUUUUCUUUGGGGUGCCAGCUCACCGGCAGAUUCCAAGAGCCUAUCCGCCGAGGAGCGAGAGCUUAUAGAGCUGGGACAGGCCAGUGAGCGAAGUGCUCAUGCGGAGCUGCCCAGCCAUCACCAGACCACGCCCUGGCUGAGUUUCUUCCGCUCACCUGCCGUCCUGGCGCUCGUUGCCGUGCAAUCUGCCUAUGCGUAUGGUUUUUGGACCUUGCUGACGCAGAUUCCCAGUUACAUGAAGAACAUCCUGGGAAAGGAUAUCAAAGCCAAUGCAGUUCUCUCUGCGCUGCCCUACACCGCCAUGCUUAUUCUCAGCUUCCUCUUUGCCUGGCUAUCGAAGCUUAUGCAGAGGAAGGAUUCGAUUUCGCGCUCGUUCAACCGGAAGUUCUUUAACUCAAUUGGCACUUGGGGUCCCAUGUGCCUGCUCAUUGCGCUCGGCUAUGUGCCGCAGCAUAUGGACACCCUGGCCGUGGUGCUGCUCACCCUAACCGUAGGCAUAAGCUCCGCCAGCCACGUGGGCUUCCUGAUAAAUCACAUUGAUCUGUCGCCCAAUUUUGCGGGCAUCCUAAUGGGCAUCUGCAAUGGCAUCGCCAAUUUCAUGAGUCUCGCUGCUCCACUCCUAGUGGGCAUCGUUGUUACCGACAAGUACGACGCAAAUCAAUGGCGCAUAGUGUUCUUUGUGGCAGCUGGCAUCUACUUGGCGGGCAACGGGAUCUUCCUGAUCUUUGGUCGUACCAGUGUUCAGCCUUGGAACGAGCCACCCGCCAAACAGCUUAGCAACUCAACUCCUGAGUUGGAAGCGCAGAAUGGAAUUGAGAAAUAGAAGGCUUAAGAAUAUUAGAGAUCAGCCCACAGUAUUUGAAUUUGUAUGGAUAAUAAUAUAUUAGCUUAUCGUUUAAA